AUGAAUUCCAGCCCAGGCAGCAGGAAGGGUGCGAAACGAGAAAACCAAAGCAUUGAAAGCUUUGCGAACUACUUUAGCGAAAAGGAUGUGAAGUGCUUGAGCGACAAAGAUGCACCCCUGGCUGUCAAGCUGGAUUGUAUUGCAAGGCGAAUGAAGUCAGUGGGCCUCAUCUUGCCGAAAGAGCAUGUAUGGGGACGCAUUCUCCAAGCGGCCCAAGUUGCAGGGCUAGACGUGGCAGAUUCCACGGCCAGUGUAGAGUACAAACGACAAUUGAAAAGCAUGCUGGCAAAGAUGUCAAAAGGCAUCACUAUUACCAAGGCGGUUUUUCCAGUCGACCCUUGUGAGUUGGAGCGCUUCGCUGAGUCCUACGGAGAUGAAGACCAGCCAGUGAGGCUGGAUGAAGACAGUGUGAUCCAGCAGGAUGUGAGUUUGCGUGGUAGCAAGCGUGAGGUGAAGCAACGCAAGCUCAGUGGUCCCAUGAACCCGAAGGCGUUACCUAUGGUGGAGUUUCAGCAAGAUGCCCAGCCAGCAAUGCAAAAUAUGAUGAUGAUGCUGACGCAGCAAAUGAACCAAAUGAUGUGGCACUCAGGCAGUAACCCAGAUGCUCGUGGCCCUGGUGUGGGUUUGGGCAAUUUUCGUCCUGCGGCGGCACCAAAGGUCAAGAUGUUGAUGCCUGAUCCUGCCACUCAUGCAUCAAGUGCUCACGCUGCAGCUCCUGCAGCAGCACCGUUGCAGGCCAUUGAGGACAAGCAACCUGGCCCUCAGAGCUCUACAAAGGAAAAUGGGCAUGAAGGGGAAAUGUCUCCCAACAAGGCCAUGCUCGAGGUGAACCAGCCAGAGGCAGCGGUGUUGCUGGAAACCACUCCUAAGAUUCCUGGGCCAAUGAAGAGGCCUGCAGGAAGGCGGAUCGAAGCCUUCUGGCAAGGGCAAGUCGAAGGCGGUUAA
Messenger RNA from Durusdinium trenchii, 945 nucleotides. Lineage: Eukaryota; Dinophyceae; Suessiales; Symbiodiniaceae. The record is from the annotation of a GenBank genome assembly.